This is a messenger RNA of Cryptotermes secundus, 1273 nucleotides long. RefSeq names its product venom carboxylesterase-6. The record is from RefSeq and is a predicted model, not a curated record. NCBI's taxonomy places the organism in Eukaryota, Metazoa, Arthropoda, Insecta, Blattodea, Kalotermitidae. The transcript has 5 exons. Bases 1 to 963 code for a protein of 320 amino acids.
AUGGCGUUGCCAUUUAUAGUCGCAGCCCUAGCUGAUGAUUUAGUUGUACUAAAACAAGGAAAUCUCAAAGGGCAUCGGAUGACGUCACGGAAGGGCGGUGAGAUAUUUGCUUUUCAAGAAAUCCCUUAUGCCAAACCACCAGUAGGGGAGUUGAGAUUCAAGUCUCCACAGCCUGCAGAACCAUGGACCGGUGUGCUGGACGCUACCAAGGAAGCCCCUGUGUGUGUCCAGCGAGGGUUCCUCCCCAGCGAUAUAGAAGUCAGAAGACAAGAAGACUGCCUCAACCUCAACGUCUACAAACCACGGAUAACGUUCUCUUCCACGGAUGAUAAGCCGACCUUAUCAGUUGGCAUCGAAGUGUGUUUCCUGAGUACGGAAGAUGCAGAGUGUCCGGGUAAUAACGGAAUGAAAGACCAGGUGGCAGCACUGCGCUGGGUACGUGACAACAUCGCAUCGUUCGGUGGAAACCCGAACAGCGUGACGACAUUCGGUGAAAGUGCUGGAGGUGGCAGAACUCACUUACACAUGUUGUCCCCUGCAAGCAAAGGUUUAUUCAAACGCCCUAUCUCCCAGAGCGGUGUUGCUUCAAGCCCCUGGGUACUUACACCUCCAAGAAGACCGAAGUUACUGGCAGCACUAGUGGCAAGUGUGUUUAACUGUCCGGUUCAGCCGAGCUCCGAGCUGAUCUCCUGUCUCAGAAUACAGGACGCCUACAAGUUAUACGGCACGGAAUUUUCGAUUCCAUCUUCGACAAUUUCCCCUAUGGCGUUCAUUCCUGUUAUUGAGACCCAGGUGGGCGAGGGAGAUGAAGUAUUUAUCAAUGAUUUUCCGAUGAAGAUUCCUCUCAGUGAUGACCUGGAACUCGUGCCUUGGAUGGUGGGAAUUACAUCAAGAGAAGGAGGAAUUUUAUCAAAGAGUGAGGCAAUAUUUUUCACAAAAAAUUCAUUACUACAUUUCUCUUAAUAUGGAAAAUGAAUUGUCAUCAUCACUAAAAAGGAAUGCCAUUGGAGCCCGUCUUGAACUAAUGCAGUCUAUUAUGGAUCAAUGGUGAGUAUUUGUCUGCACUCUCUCUUCCCAACUAUGGCCUCAACAUACAAAUUCCCUGCCUUCAUUUUUCCCCAGUGGCGGAGCAUGAUUUUUCCGAAAGUGUUGCCCAAAUCUCAACACAGGAGGUCUUCAAGUCUUUGAUAACACAGGUCUGAAACCAAAAAACUGCAUAGAAUAUUUUUACUGUUUCUUAUAGAUUUUCAAUCACUAAAACCGAAAAAAAAUA